ACGGCCGAUGCACGCCGGCGCCGAUGGGCUGAUAUUUUGGAGAUGUGACCUGAAUUCCUCGCUCUUGCUUGACACCAGCACCAUGACAUUCUCCAUGGUCCCUCUCCCAGUUCCACUGGUAGUCCUCUCGACGCAGCCGCUAAGUCCAGCACCGGUAUACACCAUAGGAGAAACUCAGGAUGGUGCGUGUUGCCUUGUGUUCAUCGUUUACAGAGCCAUCGUGCAACUGUGGCUGCUCAAGAAGAACAGCGACAAUACAAAUGUGUGGGAGCUGGAGAAGCCAAGUCAAAUAGGCGAGGUGGCCGGCUACCGGCGAUUUAGCAUCCAUCUGGUGGUUGCCGGACUAGCUCUUGUUCACUGUGUGGGCGGCAAGCAUUAUUGCUUGGUCAUUGAUCUCAAGAACCUGAGCCUCAAGGACAAAUUUCUUUGUCACCGUUGCGUGGCUUACCCUUACCAAAUGCCAUGGCCACCUGCUGGAUUGCUGGCUACUUCUACAUGUGAGCGAUCCACACCUCAGUCAUAUGCUUGUGGAGGUGCUGAAAAGCAACAGGAAGCACCUUCUUCUAGUAGGAAGCGUAAGAGCAACGAUGAAAUGUCAAGCAGUAAAGAAACGACGGAGCCAUGUAUCUCCAUAGCUUAAUUCGUUGGAGAAUGAAUCAACGGAGAAGAAAUUUUGCUAUGAGACUUGAAAACAGAAGGCGAUCAGACACUUGCACUUCAGUACUGGGUGCUGAGAUAUAGCUGAUUGAGUUGGAGGGAGCUCCAAGUCUGCCGACUCAUCGUAUUGAUGAAGACAAUAAAAAGAUCAGUUGUUACCAAGUAUUCUGUUUCUGUUUGGUGUUUGGAUUUUUGACUUGUUGUAAAGCAAUCAAUGUUGUAAGGUGUGUGGUAGUAUUGAAGAUAAAGAAAGAACAUUGGUGUGUUUUCAGAGUAAUAAGAACGUUAUAAACUGUUCUUUGGGGUCAUGUGUGUC
Triticum aestivum (bread wheat) is the source of this 973-nucleotide messenger RNA. RefSeq lists its product as uncharacterized. The record is from RefSeq and is a predicted model, not a curated record. Lineage: Eukaryota; Viridiplantae; Streptophyta; Magnoliopsida; Poales; Poaceae. The coding region runs from base 8 to 640 and encodes 210 amino acids. The transcript is spliced from 3 exons.